GUAUACAUACCAUUAAAACACUUAGUAAUUUCAUAUUCAAAAGCAUAAUCCUUAAUUAUUUUUCAAAAUGGUUCACUUCUUAGUGAAGAUCCUCUUCUUGUUACAAUUAUUUAUCAUGAGCCACAACAUUCAGGGAUAUUGGGGAUGCAAGAACGCUUAUAUUGAAGAGCACCACGUGCACGUUCUCAAUGAACUUCCUAUCCAUUCUCCUAAACUAAAACUACAUUGUGCAUCUGGAGACGACGAUUUGGGUGAUCACUGGCUUGAUGUUGGGACAGAUUUCGAUUGGGAAUUUUGUGCGAACCCGUCUACAUUAUUCUUUUGUCACUUUUGGUGGGGUGAAAAAAAUCAAGUAUUCGAUGUAUUUAACGAUUUGCAUUAUUGUGUUCAUGAUGGAAAAGGUUAUGUUCCAGAGUUUACUACCAAAUGUCAUUGGAAAGUGCAGGCUGAUGGUUUUUAUUUGGGUUAUUUGAAUCAGGAUGCUGGUAAAAUUCUCUACACAAAAUAUCGUGAUUGGUGAGCAGAACUUUUUUUGUUUUUGUUUUGCUUGUGAAAUUAAACAAAUUAGAAGUUAGAACCAACGAUGUUGAUUUGUUUUACCCAGCUUAUAUUGCAAGCAUUUAUGAGUAUUUCCCCUUUGUUUAAUUACAAGUUAAAUUGAGACGAAAAUAUCAACAAAAGUUGUGGUAGGAUGGAUAUGAUUUCUCCACCCUUAACCAGA
Lycium barbarum (goji berry) is the source of this 721-nucleotide messenger RNA. Its product is annotated as S-protein homolog 5-like. The record is from RefSeq and is a predicted model, not a curated record. NCBI's taxonomy places the organism in Eukaryota, Viridiplantae, Streptophyta, Magnoliopsida, Solanales, Solanaceae. The coding region runs from base 68 to 520 and encodes 150 amino acids. The transcript has a single exon.